UGGUGAAGGUGGCCUUCAAGUGGCCCAGAAGAAGAAGCUGGGCGUCCUUGGCUUACGGGACUCAGCGAUUCCCAGACUUCCAGCGGAGUUUGAAGGCAGAAGCGUGGAAAAAUGGACGAGUGCCUCGAAACCCUGAAAGAUGAAGAGGAAGCUCUGUGGGAGAACGUCGAAUGCAAUCGUCAUAUGUUGACCCGUUACAUCAACCCCGCCAAGCUGACCCCGUACCUGCGCCAGUGCAAAGUCUUGGAUGAGCAAGAUGAAGAUGAGGUCCUCAACUCCCCGAUGCUCCUCUCCAAAAUCAACCGAGCUGGUCGCCUCCUGGACAUCCUCCAUACAAAGGGAGAGAGGGGCUAUGUGGUUUUCUUGGAGAGCCUCGAAUUUUACUAUCCUGAACUCUACAAAUUAGUGACAGGAAAGGAACCUACACGGCGUUUUUCCACUAUCGUUGUAGAAGAGGGACACGAGGGUCUUACUCACUUUCUGAUGAAUGAGAUCAUAAAGCUGCAGCAGCAAGUCAAGACAAAGGACGCCCAGCGCUGUGAGCUCUUGGCCAAAUCUCGUCAGAUGGAAGAUGAGAGGAAGCAGCUGAAGCUCAACAAGAUCGAGCUGCUCACGUUCCAGGAGAGAUACAACAAAAUGAAAGACGAGAGGAACAAUUACAACGAUGAGCUGAUCAAGGUGAAGGAUGAGAACUACAACCUGGCGAUGAGGUAUGCCCAGCUCAGCGAAGAGAAGAACAUGGCCGUGAUGAGAAGCCGAGACCUUCAGCUCCAGAUCGACAAGCUGAAACACAAGUUGAAUAAAAUGGAGGAAGAAUGCAAGCUGGAGAGGAACCAGUCUCUGAAACUCAAAAACGAUAUCGAAAACCGGCCGAAGAAAGAACAAGUUUUGGAACUGGAGCAUGAGAACGAGAUGCUGAAGACCAAAAUUCAGGAGCUGCAGUCUAUAAUCCAGGCUGGGAAGCCAAGAUUGCCAGAUUCUGACAAAGCCAUUUUGGAUAUCCUAGAACACGACCGCAAAGAAGCUCUGGAGGAUCGCCAAGAGUUGGUCAAUAAGAUCUUUAAUCUCCAAGAAGAGAUCCGUCAUGCGGAAGACCUCCGAGAUAAGUACCUUGAAGAGAAACAAGAACUGGAGUUAAAAUGCUCGACUCUGGGGAAAGACUGUGAGAUGUACAAACAUCGCAUGAACACGGUCAUGCUACAGCUGGAAGAGGUGGAGAAGGAGCGAGAUCAGGCGUUCCACUCCCGGGACGAGGCCCAAAUCCAGUAUUCCCAGUGCCUGAUCGAGAAAGACAAACACCGGAAACAGAUUCGGGAACUGGAGGAAAAAAACAAUGACCUUAGGAUUGAAAUCGUCCGGAAGGAAGCAAGUAUCAUCAACCUGGAAUGUAAACUCAGACGUCUCUCAAAGGACAACGGUUAUGACCAGAGUUUACCACGGAAUUUACCAUUCACUGUGAUAUCUCAGAUGCUGGAAACCUCCAGACCCAAAACCAAUGGCCAAGAGGCAGAUGACUCUUCAACUUCCGAAGAGUCUCCUGAAGACAGCAAAUUCUUCCCCUUGGAUCCACCCCAGUUUAGGAGAAGAUUAAACAUUAAGGGCUUCCAGCCUCCAAGAACAAAAUCUCCCCUUGGUACGAAUCGGACGCCAGAUUUCCAAGUUCUUCAAGGCCACAGUGAGGAGAAGAUUGAGACCAGCCACUCUGAAGCAUCUUCUCAACCGGUAUCCAUCAACAGCUCCACGGGCAGCUGCGAAGUUAGCAAAAUUCAAACCCUGAGAUAUCGCUGCGCCAGCAUUAUGUCCACCACUCCGGAGCCUCCAGGAAAUGAUUCCAUCCUCCGAAGGAACAAAGAUGUCCCUCACUCAAGUUUGACCGAAGAAGAUGACAGUUUUGGCUGUGAUGCUCUGGAAUUAGAAGAUGAUGUCCCUGACAGGUAUUCCUCAUUACCUUCCUCCUCCUCUUCCCAUCAUUCUGAAGGGCUGGAUCUGGAACAAGUCAAUUCUAUUUUCAGAAAGUUCUCUCUGGAAAGGCCAUUCCGUCCCUCGGUGACCUCCGUUGUACGCCUCCACAACGUCUUCCAUGCCGUCCAGCAGAUUGUCGUUAACGGGGACACUCUGAGCUCAGAGAUCAGUUUGCUGGGAGGGAACAUCAAAGGAAGCUUUGUCCACUCCGUGAAGGUCAACUCCACAGCGGAGAAAGCUGGCCUCCGGGAAGGGUACCAACUGCUUCUGGUGGAGGGCUGCAUCCGAGGAGAAAAUAUGAGCGUUCCCCUGGAUACUUGCACCAAGGAGGAAAUUCACUGGACAAUUCAGCGAUGUAGUGGACCAGUUACAUUGCACUGCAAACCAAAUCAUGAAGAUUAUCGGAAGCUGCUUUCAGAAAUGGAAGAAGGUCUGAUCACCUCCGGCGACUCCUUCUACAUCCGGCUGAACCUCAGCAUCUCCAGCCACCUGGACUGCUGCUCCCUGUCCGUGAGAUGCGAUGAGAUCUUGCACGUCCUUGACACCAUGUACCAGGGGAAGUGUGAGUGGUUUUGUGCCAGAGUCCAUCCCGUCACCAACAAAGAUGAGGAAACGGGGACAGUCCCCAAUUAUAGCAGAGCCCAGCAGCUUCUCCUAGUAAAACUCCAGCGACUUAUGAACAAAGGAAGCAAAGAAGAUACAGACAGUGUCUAUGGGAUAUCACGAACUACGCUGCAACCAGAUGAAGCCGCAUCUCCCAGUGAACCCAAAACCAGCCCUCGUCUCUCCAGAGCCAGUUUCCUUUUGGGCCAGAUCUUGCAGUUUGUCAGCAGGUCCGAAAACAAAUACAAGCGCAUGAAUAGCAAUGAACGGGUGCGCAUCGUCACUUCGAAAGACAGCCGGGUCAAAUCAGAAGUACAUCCGGUGACCAAGGCACUCCUUGAAAGAUUUGAAGAGUUUGAUUCCGUGACGGAGAUUAAUAAGAGCUUCAGCCUGAUCCCAUACAGCUUGGUGAAAUCCACCCACUGCAAUUGCCGGCGCCCCGUCCUCUUCAGCCCCACAAUGCUGGCCAAGGCCCUGAUCCAGAAACUUCUCAACUCAGGAGGAGCCCUGGAGUUCAACUUAUGCAAACCAGAUAUUAUAACCAAGGAAGAAUUCUUCAGGAGGCACUCCACGGAGACAAUCAUCUACUCACGGGAAAAAAAUCCGCACACUUACGAAUGUAUUUUCCCAGCAAAUCUUGAGGCCGUGGCUGCCAAGAACAAACACUGCCUGCUCGAACUCGGCAUCGGCUGCACCAAAGAUUUAAUCAAAGCCAAGAUAUAUCCCAUUGUUCUCUUUAUUAAAGUCUCCGAAAAAAAUAUCAAGAAAUUCAGAAAGCUGCUACCAAAACCAGAAUUGGAGGAGGAAUUACUGAAGACGUGUCGUCAGAACGAGAAGGAACUGGAGGGCUUACCUUGCCUUUACGCCUCGUUGGAGACAGAUUCAUGGAGCAGCUUGGAAGAUCUUCUCCGGAUCAUCAAGGAUAAAGUCUGGGAAGAGCAACAGAAAACCAUCUGGGUUGACGAGGAGCAGUUGUGAAGCACAGAUCCCACUGGGGAUCUGGGGAUCCCUCUAAUGAAGCUGAGAAAUAAAGACUUCGGUGAAGAUGGCAGACUUUGUUCUGUCUUCAUGAGAUGGUAGCAGGUAGAACAUUGAGGGUGAGAGAACGUCCUGAAGAAGGGAAGGAUAGAAGAGCUGACAUGUCCAAAAGGGGUUGAACGAUGAGACUUCCAAAGGAUACUUUGGGGUACGGAAGUGGGUUGUUGUUCCCCCUGGCAGUCUGACUCCUGCUGUCCACACCAUCAGCCACUUGAAGGCCAGAUGUUUCCAAAGAGACCUUUUGAAGCCUAAACGUGGAACUUGCAGAAUCCAAAAAUGGACAGUGAGGGGGUCACAGGGAAGCGUUUUUAAUAGUCAUCAUCGCCCAGAGUCGCUCUGUGAGUGAGAUGGGCGGUCUCUACAUUUGAUAAGUAAAUAAAAAAUAAAUAAAUAGC
Pantherophis guttatus is the source of this 3998-nucleotide messenger RNA. RefSeq names its product caspase recruitment domain family member 11 (gene CARD11). Gene Ontology annotation, molecular function: CARD domain binding. NCBI's taxonomy places the organism in Eukaryota, Metazoa, Chordata, Lepidosauria, Squamata, Colubridae. Gene Ontology annotation, cellular component: cytoplasm. The record is from RefSeq and is a predicted model, not a curated record. Gene Ontology annotation, biological process: positive regulation of canonical NF-kappaB signal transduction; regulation of apoptotic process.